CCAAAUAUUUUCUGUAUCGGCAUCAGAACUGAGGGUUGUGCCAGGAUCUCCAGCGUCCAUCCAUGAAACGGGAAGAGUCGCGUGAAUAUUAAUAGUGUAAAAGUAGUGGAUAUUCAUGCGUGUUACGGGUGUUUUUUUCUCUCUGCAUCUGAUAUUUAUAUUUGUCACUCUGCAUCUUUGAAGGGGCCCCUGAACGUACUCAAAACGGACAACACGGCAAUGUUAUGGAUACAAUGUUAUGAAUGCAGCGCUGCAAUUCCAUUAGAUAUGGGUAGUCUGGAGAGAGAUCCACGUUUUCAUCACUAAACCUCAGCAAUACUCCUGUUUUCUCUCUCUCUCUCUUUUUUGUGUCUGAUUUUGAAGCAUCGUUAAUGUCAGGAUAUAUACCUUUUAUAACAAUAACAGAAGACAGCAGCGAGUGUCAUGUGGAUCUGGGGGGGAAAUCUCGUUCAAUGGUGGUUUGCUUCCUUCCUGAGUCCUGAUGUUCUUCAUCCUUGCGAGGAUUCACCAUGGAAACCCAAAGUGAGCGCUGGUGGACACCAAGACUCGACCCUGCAUUGGAAACACAGCGGCUGAUAGAUGUGUAAACAGCUUCUUAUCGCAUUUUUGUCGCCUUCAUGUCAACCUGCUUAGACCUGUCUUUGCAGACAGUAGAAAAAGAAAGGCGUCUAACUAGAAAGGAUUGUUUGAGAGUGCCAAAGUGUCUCCUGUAGACAAGAGGUGCUGGCAUGAAGUAAACAUGCACGCAAGAUCUGCUUUAAUGUCUAAACAUGCAGUGCAUGAAAAUCAGGUCUGAUCUUUGUACAUCUCAGGUACGGAUAUUGUUUGGCACAUUUUCGAAGCAUUCAGGCUACCAAGCACAAUGUUUUUUGAACAUCCAUUGCGUUAAAGUGUACAUUGACGCACAAAGAAAUAUAGUUUAGUAUCUUGUCCAAUCCUAUCCCACAAUGCCUCGCAACCGGGCCUUUUCAGAGCCGGAGUAUUCAGUGGAAUAUUCGGCUGACUGUUCGGUCACCCUGCCCUCUGACCCUGGUCAGGCAGUAGGGCGCACUCAUGAGGUGACUGUGCGCAGUUCUGGCUGCUGCCUGUGCUUGCCACGGUUCAUGCGGCUGACCUUUGCACCUGACUCUCUAGAAAACCUCUACCAGACCUAUUUCCGCCGCCAGCGACACGAGACCCUGCUGGUGCUGGUGGUGUUUGCAGCCCUCUUCGACUGCUACGUCAUCGUGAUGUGCACUGUGCUUUAUUCCAGCGACAAGCUGGCAUCUGUAGCCGUGGCAUCGGUGGGCCUGGCGGCAGACGUCCUGCUGUACUUCCUGUGCCGGUGCGGACUGCUCCCAGACCGUGUGUCUCGCCGGCUGGUGCCCUAUGCCCUCUGGGUGCUCAUAGCGGCCCAGAUCUUCUGUUACCUAGGACUAAACUUUGCCCGCUUCCAUCAGCCCAGCGACACAGUGGGGUGGCAGGCUUUUUUUAGCUUUUCCUUCUUUCUGACGCUGCCUCUGCGGCUGACCCCUAUAGUGCUCAUCACAGCUGUGUCCUGCGGGGUGCACACCCUGGUGCUGGGCGUCACUAUUGCCCAACAGCAGCAGGAGGACAUUCAGGGGGCGGCUCUUGGAAGACAGUUGCUGGCCAACAUUGUGAUCUACGUAUGUGCCAUCACAGUGGGCAUCAUGUCGUAUUACAUGGCUGACCGCAAACACCGCAAGGCCUUUCUAGAGGCGCGACAGUCCUUGGAGGUGAAGCUGAACCUGGAGGAGCAGAGUCAGCAGCAGGAGCGCCUCCUGCUGUCCAUCUUGCCCAAGCACAUCGCAGACGAGAUGCUUCAGGACAUGAAGAAAGAAGCCAGUCAGAAAGAGAUGCAGCAGUUCAACACCAUGUACAUGUAUCGCCACGAGAACGUCAGUAUUCUGUUCGCUGACAUCGUGGGCUUCACGCAGCUGUCCUCAUCCUGUAGCGCGCAGGAACUGGUUAAGUUGCUCAAUGAAUUGUUUGCCCGUUUCGACAAGCUAGCUGCUAAAUACCACCAGUUGAGGAUUAAGAUUCUCGGGGACUGCUAUUACUGUAUUUGUGGCCUUCCAGAUUACCGUGAUGACCAUGCUGCCUGCUCUAUAAUGAUGGGCUUGGCUAUGGUGGAGGCAAUUUCAUAUGUUCGUGAGAAGACGCAAAAAGAUGUCGACAUGCGUGUCGGGGUGCAUUCUGGGACGGUGUUGGGUGGGGUGCUGGGCCAGAAGCGCUGGCAGUAUGAUGUGUGGUCCACUGAUGUGACAGUAGCCAAUAAGAUGGAGGCAGGAGGGAUACCAGGGCGAGUACACAUCUCCCAGAACACCCUGGAGUGUCUGCAUGGAGAGUUUGACGUGGAGCCCGGGAAUGGGGGAGACCGCUGUGAAUACCUGAAAGAGAGGGGCAUCGAGACAUACCUUGUGGUGGUGCCAAAGGGACCCGUGGGCAAGAACGGCAUCAAUGGAGUAAAGCUGUCAGUGACAUCAUCUAAUGGGAAUUCUCCUCUACUGAUCAAAACUACUGAGUGUAAUGGUAGUGUCCACACUGCAUGUACCACACCAGAGGAGCCAGAGGAACUGGAUGCACGGGUGGUAAAUCCCUCAUUUCCAAACCCUCGCCGUCGGCUGCGUCUCCGCGAUCUGGCUGAGAGAGUGAUUGAUGCUCAGGAGAAUGAACAGGAACUCAAUAAACUCCUCAAUGAAGCUUUGUUGGAGAGAGAGACUGUACAAGCGCUCAAAGGGAAGUACACUAAUCGUCUGUCUCUGCGCUUCAAGGAUCCGGAGCUGGAGACACGCUUCUCUGUUGAGAAAGAGAAGCAGAGUGGAGCGGCGUUCAGCUGCUCAUGUGUGGUGCUGCUCUUCACUGCCAUCAUGGAGGCACUCAUUGACCCCUGGUUGUUAGCAAACUACGUGACUCUGGCAGUGGGGGAAGUCUUGCUUCUUAUUCUCACUAUCUGUUCACUGGCAGCCAUUUUUCCACGGGUAUUUCCAAAGAAAUUGGUGUCGUUUUCUGCGUGGAUUGAUCACACGCGCUGGGCUCGCAACACUUGGGCCAUGGCGGCCAUUUUUAUCGUCACAAUGGCAGACAUAGUAGAUAUGCUAAGCUGUCGGCCACCUCAGCUCUCCACAAAUGAUGCGACUGCAGUGCCCCCAACUGCACCAGGAACCGGGGGCUGUCUGGAGAACCCUAAAUACUACAGCUACAUCGCCGUACUUGCUCUAAUAGCCACCACCAUGCUGGUGCAGGUCAGCCACAUGGUCAAACUCACUCUCAUGCUACUCAUCACAGUAGCUACAAGUGUGGUCAACAUCUACUGCUGGAGGGACAUCUUCGACACGUAUGAUCUGUAUCGCUUUAAGGAAUACAGGGUUUAUCUUGUGCCAUCCAAAUACACUAUGAGUGUCAUGAUCUUCAUUAUGAUGGUCAGCUUCUACUACUUCUCCAGACAUGUUGAGAAGCUGGCUCGCACACUGUUCCUGUGGAAGAUCGAAGUGCACAAGCAGAAGGAGAAGGUGUAUGAGAUGAGAUGGUGGAACGAGGCUCUGGUCACUAAUAUGCUUCCAGAGCAUGUUGCCAGACACUUCCUGGGCUCUAAGAAGAGGGAUGAGGAGCUCUACAGCCAAUCCUAUGAUGAGAUUGGAGUUAUGUUCGCCUCCAUCCCAAACUUCUCUGAUUUCUACACGGAGGAAAGCAUCAACAAUGGCGGGAUUGAGUGUCUGCGGUUCCUCAAUGAAAUCAUUUCCGACUUUGAUAGUCUUUUAGAUGAGCCCCAAUUUCGCUGUAUAACCAAGAUUAAGACCAUCGGCAGUACAUAUAUGGCAGCAUCUGGCCUUUCUUCAGACAAUAACACUAACGGUUAUGCCUGCAUGAAGAAAGAAGAGAUUUCUGACAGGGAACGCUGGCAGCACUUGGCAGAUCUGGCUGACUUUGCUCUGGCCAUGAAGGUCACACUCAUGAACAUCAACUAUCAGUCCUUCAAUAACUUCAUGCUCCGCAUCGGGUUGAAUAAAGGAGCUGUUUUGGCUGGAGUUAUUGGGGCCCGUAAACCUCAUUUUGACAUCUGGGGAAAUACUGUGAAUGUGGCCAGUCGCAUGGAGUCCACUGGGGUAAUGGGGAACAUCCAGGUGGUGGAGGACUGCUACUGCAUCCUGAAGGACUACGGCUUCCGUUUUGUGAGGAGGGGACCCAUAUUUGUAAAAGGGAAAGGAGAGCUGCUCACCUAUUUCUUAAAGGGACGUGAAAAACAAGGCUCCUUCUUAAACGGCUCAUUCGUCACCCUGCCUCACCAAGUGGUGGACAGCUCUUGACCGACACACAUACACACACAUUGUCAUAUAUUAAACUCUUCAAAAUGUCUCUCGCACACCUCACAUCAUACCUCUGCCGAGUACAUGUGCUCCAGUAAUUAGUACUUUCAAAUGUGUUUUCUCUAUUUAUUAGACUGAGGAAAGAAAUAUUGGGGGAAACAAGAGAGACAUUUGGUAUUUAUGAGCGAAGUACUAUGUAAUGUAAAUUUAUGAAGUGUUCACAGCUAUGAAUGAAUGAAAGCGAAAAUAUUUUAAUAGGUGAUAAAAAGUUUUAGAGGAGGCUAUUUUUAAACUCAAACAGAGAAUAUAAAAUCUCAGUACUAUGAGCUCUGCUGUACAUUAUACACUGCGCUGCUCCAAAAAACAGCCGAAUUAUGUAAAGAAUUUUCUUCUUUUAUUCAAAAUCCUUGAUUAUUUAAAGAUUACCCUGAAUUUCCCAGUUUUAUUUGAAUGUUGUUUGAAACUGAAAAGCUAAUCUGAACGGCAUAGAGACUGCCUUUUUGACACUUAUGUGUGUGUGAAUAUGUCCAUUUGUGUUUUUUUACUUUUUGUCACUUUCUAUUGAUUUUUUUUAUUAUUAUUUUUAUUUGCAGCCAUUUAUUACUGGGAAUAUUGGGAAUACAGGGUCCAAAAGUCUGAGACCACAUUGAAAAUCAAAGUUAAUAAUAAACAAAGUUUAAGAUACAAAAACAAAAAAAACAGAAUGGGUAUAAAUAACAAAAUCAUGCUGGAAAACAUGAUUAUCAGGUUUUGUUCAGUUGUUAAAGCUAAGCUUCGUCAACAUCAUUUGUGGCAUAAUAUUGAUUACCACAAAAAUGUAUUUCGACUCGUCCCUCUUUUUCUUUAAAAAAGCAAAACUCUGGGUUACAGUGAAGCACAUACAAUGGAAGUGAAUGGGGGCCAAUUUUUAUUUUUUAAUUUCUCAGUUUAAAAUAUAGCCACAAGACAUAAACAAUAUGUGUGUUAACAUAAUUUUAGUGUGAUAAAAUCACUUACUAAACUUUUCUGUGUAAAAUUGUAGUCGAUUUUAAAACUUCGUUGCCAUUACGAUGUAAUGUCAUCAAACCCUAAAAUUAUUGUAAAAAAAUUACAAUUUAAAUAACCUAACAGCUCAAAUAGUACAUGAGCUUUAACAGAAGAGUUAAUGUAUGUGCUUUUAUCUUCACAUUUCUGCCUUUAACUCUCCAAGAAUUGGCCCCAUUCACUUCCAUUGUGAGUGCCUCACUGUAACCUCCAUUUUGCUUUUUUAAAGAAAAAGAGGGGUGGGUCGAAAUACAUUUUUGUGAUAAUCAACUCAGUGCCACAAAUGUUGUCAAUUGAGCUUAACCUGUAUUGAACUUGGAAUAUUCCUUGAAAUUAAGUUCCUGACAAUCUAAUUUCACUUCAAAAUGUUGUAUGAAAUUGGAAAAAAUGGCAAACAGAAUCAGUUUCAGUGGUCUGAGACUUUUAGACCCCACCCUAUGUAAUAUUGUAGUAAAAGUGUUCCUCAUGUGCCAAAUAGGAACCACAAUGUGUGUCAGUUUGUGGUACUCUGAGGACAUAGACAGAACAAGAGUGGCAGAAGUGAACGAGUCUCACUGUGAACGUGUGUAAAGUCCAGCGGCACUACAUUCAUGGAUGUUUCUCAGUUUCGAAUAUUUCCCCAAUGGUGUCUUUCCUGAAAUAUUAGGUGAAUGUGCAAUAGUUUAUUCUUUUAUGGCACUCUGCUGCCCAUAGGAAAAUCGAGAGUUCAUGGCAAAUUUGCUGCAAACUUGCCGCAAAUUCGCCACUGAUAUUUUUCACAUGCAAAUUAGCUUUUCCGCAAAUUUGUGGCAAAUUGUCCAUUGUUGCCAGAGGUUCACCACUACCGGCAAAGAGCUGCAAACUUCUGGCAAACAUUUGCAGAGAAUCAAAAGUUCAUUUGCAUGUGAAAAUAACAAGCUGCAAAUUUGCGACAAGUUUGUGGCUAGUUUAUAUUUUUUGUAAGGGUGUCCAGUACUUUUGCAAAGAGCUCUCCUCUCCCAGCAGGUCAUAUUUUUAUAUAUUAUGAUUGUAAAAGUUCUAGAAAGAGUAUUGUACAGAGACUGGACGUUAGGCUGGAAUGGUGUGUCUUAAAAAAUGGCCAAACAGUAAAUUUAUUACCAAUGUCAGGAAUGUUCUGUAUGUGCAAGCAGAAAUAGCAUUUGAUUUUGACUAUCAGAUGUUGAAAUAGUUUAUGAAGGCAUGACUUUGUGGCUGGUCUCUUUGGUUUAAUGCAGGAUUUUGCAAAAAAUUUGAUAUUUUUGAAUUAUCCUUGAAUAUGGAAUAAAACGGCACUUUGAAU
Molecule: messenger RNA, 6609 nt
Organism: Xyrauchen texanus (razorback sucker)
Lineage: Eukaryota; Metazoa; Chordata; Actinopteri; Cypriniformes; Catostomidae
Gene: adcy3a
Product: adenylate cyclase 3a
Exons: 21
Coding region: 948-4307 (1119 amino acids)
Biological process (GO): adenylate cyclase-activating G protein-coupled receptor signaling pathway; intracellular signal transduction; cAMP biosynthetic process
Cellular component (GO): plasma membrane
Molecular function (GO): adenylate cyclase activity
Source: RefSeq, a predicted model, not a curated record